Molecule: messenger RNA, 210 nt
Organism: Clonostachys solani
Lineage: Eukaryota; Fungi; Ascomycota; Sordariomycetes; Hypocreales; Bionectriaceae
Source: the annotation of a GenBank genome assembly
AUGACCUCAUGCGUUCCGAAAUCCUCCCUGGAGAACAUCGGCGACGAUCGGCAAUGGGGGCUCGAAGCUGCACAGCGUCAGCCGCAAAUCCCAAUUCAAGGCACCAUCCUUUCAUCUUUUGAAUUAACUGGGGUAUAUGCGCCAUGGUUCUUCCAAGGCCGUGUUGGAGAGAGUGAAGCCUACAAAAUUGCCGAUGUUAGAAAGCAGUAA